AUCAGCUGGCCUCCUGCUUUUGCUUAUCGAAACCUCGCUCCUAAAUAUCCCAUCAUCGUCGUCUGCCAUCCGCCGCCGGCCCGCCGCCACCACUGCACCGCCCACUAGCGAGUUGCUAGACGACUGGCCGGAGAUGGAUCCGGUGUGGUUAGAGUGGUUCCACAGGGACGGGGCGGAGCUCGCCAACCGCGGCCGUCGGCCGGAUCAUCUUGAUGAUGAGGACGAUCUCUACGUAGCCUUGGCCUUGGCUCCCUACGUUGAUCGCCACCGGCCUCGAACCCGUCCCCGAUCCCCAUCCCCAUCCCCGCCCUCACACGAGGACGCCGGGGACGACACUGCUGCUCGCAACAACAAACGUCCUUGCAUCCCCGCGUACAGCGAAGCCAUCCUGGGGCUCAAGGAGGUGGUGCCAACCGCUAAGCACGACGACGACUGUGCCAUCUGCCUCAACCCAUUGGCCGAUAUCGCUGGUCCUGAUCACAAGAAGGACGACGCGGCAGCUACGUCUAUGCUUCGGGCCAUGCCCUGCUCCCACAUCUUCCACCAGCACUGCAUCUUCCAGUGGCUCCAUCGCAACGCCGUCUGUCCUCUCUGUCGCUACCAGCUGCCCACCACUUUCGAGGACGAGGACACCGAAGUCGAGGAGGACGAGGAGGAGAUGGACAACACAAUUUCUCGAUUGAAUCAGAUCAGACGACGACUGCAGAUCUUGUACAACUAAAAAAAUUCAAACCGAGUAUAAAUUGAUUGUUUGAGGCUAUAAACAAAACAAUUGUCAACUAUAAAAUUAAAUAACAUUUUAAGUUCUACAACUUUUAUUUUGGUACUUUUUCAUCCGAGAUCGUUUGCAAAAUUUGUAUUUUAAAGUUUGUCAAAUUCAUAUGCAAUUUUGAUAGU
Molecule: messenger RNA, 897 nt
Organism: Zea mays
Lineage: Eukaryota; Viridiplantae; Streptophyta; Magnoliopsida; Poales; Poaceae
Biological process (GO): protein ubiquitination
Cellular component (GO): cytoplasm
Molecular function (GO): zinc ion binding; ubiquitin protein ligase activity
Source: RefSeq, marked validated